AUGCCUCCACAGUUCGAGUUUCGCGGGAACAGGCAAGGAGGAAGACCCCGUGAACAGCCUGAAUUCACCUUUCGAUCUCGGUUCCCCAAAACUUCCGCGAGACCAUUAUUAUUGAUGUCACCAAGGGAAACCACACCUGAAUUAUUAUGUUACCCGCAAAACGAUGAUCAAAAAACAAGAAAGUUCAUGUCUCUAGAAGAGUUAACCGAUAGCGAUGAAGCGGAGAUGGAUGUUUCCUCUACAGAUGAAGCGGCCAAACCACCGCGAAAAAAGCAAGCUAUCGAGUCUAACACCGGGCUCGCUGCAAACGCCCCCAAAUGGUCGAACCCAGACCCAUACACCGUUUUACCUCCAUCAGAUGAAAACCCAGUGAAGAGGAAAGACUUUGUAAAGCUGAUCCGCAAGGCAAGAAUACAAUCGUCUCCACAACCCAAACCUGAAGAGCACAACGCGGUCGUUUUGAAUGAUGAUUUUAUAUCCUUCGGCACGGAUGACGUCGAGAUGGAUGAACCCCUUGGAAAAGCACCUCGAGGCCCAAAAAGCUUGAUGAAUCGGGAUAGUGACCCGGCCCUUGGUAGCAGAAAGCGAACCCGUGACGAUGAAAUUAUCGAGCAGCCCAGGCGCGGUGGGGCUCAAGGGAAGUUCUUUAACUCUGAUGGAUCCAUCCUUCUUAAAUGGAAACCGUUCGAAGACCAGAACCCAACUCCUUGGAUGGAUUCCUCAGGCCCUUCCACUCUCCACCUAGGAUCUAGCUUUUACCACUGGGUUAAGCCCAAGUCUUUCGAGCAUUCGAUUAGGAAUGACUUGGUCGAACGGCUUCAGCGCCACUUUGAAAGAAGACAUUAUGGCUCCCAGCUUUGUGCUUUUGGCUCCUUCGCCUCUGGCCUCUAUCUUCCGACCGCAGAUAUGGAUCUUGUCUUAUGCUCAAGACAGUUUGUUCGACAAGGUCGCAAAGUCCUUUGUCAACGGCCGCGUGAAAUACACUCGUUUGCUGCAUAUCUGAAAGAUCUCGACAUCGCUGUGCCCGGAUCCGUUGAAACCAUUGCUCAUGCUAAGGUCCCUAUUAUAAAAUUCGUAGACAGGCUUACAGGCUUGAAAGUGGAUUUAUCAUUCGACAACUCCACUGGCAUAACAGCGAACAAAACAUUUCAGGUUUGGAAAUCUCAAUUUCCCGCUAUGCCUGUUAUUGUCUCCGUGGUAAAGCAAUUUCUGCUACUACGCGGCCUCAACGAGGUAGCAACUGGUGGCUUGGGUGGAUUUUCAAUCAUUUGUUUAGUCACUAGCCUCCUCCAGCACCUCCCCUACAGCGGCGCAGAGCCUAACCUGGGUGGUGUUCUCAUGGACUUUUUCGAUUUUUAUGGUAAUAAAUUUGAUUCCAGGACGGUUGGCAUACAAUUUGAUCCGCCGGGCUAUUUCGAUAAGAAGCUCCUUGGCGUUUAUCAAGCCAACAAGCAGCAGCGACUUGCAAUUUUGGACCCAAACAAUCCUCAUAAUGAUAUCUCAGGAGGAACAAAGGAGAUUCCAUUGAUCUUCAGGGCUUUUGCCGAUGCGUAUCAAACUCUUAAGCAAGAACUAGUGCACGCAGCUUUUUCACCACGGAAAGACAUGAGUAGCUUUCUGGGCUUAGUUGUUGGCGCUAACUAUGAAUCAUACGAUCGUCAGCGCGCACAUCUUGCCAGCUUAUGUGAAAAUGAUCCUCGAUUUACGCACUUCUUCCAGCCUCCUCCUCCCGACAACCCUCCUCCAGAGGCUCCAGAAGUUCCUCCGCCACCUCCACCGGAAGAACCACCGAUUGUGACUGCGAAAGGUAACCAGCACAGUGAUGAUUCAUCACAAGCUCCCAAGCUAUCUAAAAAGCAGUCCGCGGCAUUAGAUCGCGCCAAUCGACUUAGGAAGCUUCGACCUACCUUAAAGGUUCCUAAGUUUGUGAACCUCGAAGCUGCUGUGAAAAUUGGAGGGUAUUCCUCAAUUGCAGAAAUGGACCGCGACUUAUGCCGAAGGGAAAAGGCACUUCUACAGUGA
Messenger RNA from Histoplasma mississippiense, 2022 nucleotides. RefSeq lists its product as hypothetical. The coding region runs from base 1 to 2022 and encodes 673 amino acids. Gene Ontology annotation, cellular component: TRAMP complex; nucleolus. The record is from RefSeq and is a predicted model, not a curated record. The transcript has 3 exons. Gene Ontology annotation, biological process: RNA 3'-end processing. Gene Ontology annotation, molecular function: poly(A) RNA polymerase activity; mRNA binding. Lineage: Eukaryota; Fungi; Ascomycota; Eurotiomycetes; Onygenales; Ajellomycetaceae.